AUGGCGUCGCAGAGGAAACUCGCGGCGAGCGAUGGACGAGAACUAGCCCAACCAGGAAGCGAGGAAGCGAUGGGGCCGCGCAGAUCGCGCGACGCACGGAAAAAGGACCGAGACAGGGAUGAAUUCGGCAAGGCGUCCGCAAGAUACGAGGAUAGUCAUGGCGGCGCGAAGCAGGCUUACGGCAUUGCAGAGGCGGAGAGACGUGCGUGUGCGCUCUUCAGUCUCGAUCGCCUUUUGCGAGCUGAAGACGUCUCUGAAGCCUUUUCUCUCGUGGCUCCACGAGCGCAUCCGUACCGCGUGCCGGUCCCCUCUCAGUUGUCUUCCGGUCCCUCUCUCUCGCCUUCAUCUGGCUCAGAUGUCCCGCUUCCUUCGUCUGCAUCCUCUCGCUCCGUGGCUCGCGCUGGGUCACAUGGAGCAUUGUCUCCCCAUCCCGCUGCGUCCUCGCCUUCUGCCGAGCUGUCGCUGCAGCAGCGGUUUGCUGUAGCCCAGGAAGCGCUGACCGCGCUGCCGGGCGGGGCGGCUUUGUAUCUUUUUCUCCAUCUUCUUUCGCGGCAUAGUCCCUCGACGCUCGCCAAGACUGUCGCGUCGUGUGUGCGGAAGACCGAGCCAACGCUCGCGCCUCUCGUUCUCUUCCCUCUCCUGGGCUCGCCGCCAGCAACUUACUUCGAGGACGCGAUGAAGCGCCAGCUGCUUCACACCGCUUCCAUCUAUCUGCUGGUGCUGCAAAACACUGAAGGAUGUUUAGUCGUUCGGCAGAAACGCGCGUUGCCUCUUCUUCGAGCGGCGCUGCGGCUCGGCGUCGCAGGCCUCGCGCGGAAGCUCGUGCGCUUCGUGCUCGCGCUCCUGGUUGCCUAUCCGGCGCGGAAGAGGGCGGAAAACAGCGCGUGCGAGGCGACCGGGGAUCCGACUGAAAGUGCGAAGGCUCGGCAGGCGUCUGUGCAUGCGCUACGGGAAGGAAACUGCGAAGAGGAUAUCGUCGUGCCGUGGUCGGGAGCAGGAGGGGCCCCCGCACUGUGGGCUCCGCCGGCGCUGUUUCAGGAGCGAAGACGAAGCAGGUCGCACGCAGCGAGGAGUCGCGCAGAAGAGAAACCUGCGCGAGAAGGCGAGCAGCUCCACUCUCAAGUGGAAGAGGAGGAGGGCUCCCGAAGAGCCCAGAAAGCGAAGCACGGCCAGCGUGCGGAGGAACGCGCGGAGAGACAAGCCGACGCAAAAGCAGACGAAGAGAGGGCCAUCUUUCAGCUUUACCGAGAUGUUGUGGCAAUCGUUGAGGACUGUCUUUUGAGUUCGCUGGUUCAUCUGCAGUGGCUCCGCGUUUUUCAGUUGACAAGUGUCCUCGCGCUCGAUCUGCCUGCUUGGCUCUUUCGCCUCCGCCCUCAUAUCUGUCGCGUCUUUUCGCUUGACGGGCCGUGCGGAUUGCUUCCGUCUCCGGAGUCCGCCCCGGUGGUGUCGCCCUGUUGUUCGCACUCGCAGUGCCUAUUUCUGCAGGACGACCCAGCAGUGCCGUUUGAGCGCGUUGUCUUGUCGCUUGUAAGCCAGCUCGGUCUCAGCGCUCGGGGCUUCGCGUCUCGCUCGAUCUGGUCUGCCGCGCAGUGGCGAGCUUGCCUUCUGGGCUCUCGUUCGUUGCCGUCCCUCUGUCGUACGACGGAGAUGGGUCGCCUACACCAAGGCUCUCUUCUUGCGCGUACGUCUUCUCGCGCCUCGUCUCAUUUCGGGGUCGACGCGUCGCUUGCUAUUUCAGAUUCGGCAGAGGCGGCCCCGGCUCCGACUGCUUGUCGAGAGGGAACGGAUCUGCAGUCAGAAGAGGCUGACGCCCGAGUUCUUGCUGCGUCGCCUUCCGCAUGCGAGUGGAAGCGGGGCAGUUACGCAGCCGUCUCUGGGGCGUGGGUUCACCUGCCUAGCGUGAGGGGGCUCACUCCUUCGCCUGCUCCGGCCUCGCCGUUUCCGCCCCGACGUUUCGUCUACAGGGGUCGCCUCGCUAGCUCCUUUAGUCCGCGGACGAACGCGAGGGCGGGGGCGCCGUCGCCUCCGGCGGGGCUGCCACAGAGACUUGGGAGGCGGGUGCAGCCGAACUUCGUGUCGGGGAGCGAGGGCGAGUACAGUCUCAGGGCGGCGACGGAAAGUCUGACGGCUUUCUUUCUCCACGUCUUCGUCAGAGCCGACCUGCCUGUGCUGGCGUUGGCGCUCCUCGUGGCCGCAGGCGACCGCGAGGGAGUGAGGAGAAUUCUUUCUCUCUCGCCGUCGUUGCGACUGCGCAUUCAGAUGAAGCAAGAGGAAAGCAACGGGCGCGUCUCGGCUUCCGCGGACACGACCGCUCAGCAGCCGAGCAAGGCAGCGGCGCUAGAAAGCGGGCAUCCUGGAGGACGCAGUCGAGAAGACGCGAAGACUGCAGGAGGGGGUGCAGUGCGCAGGAAGCAAAACCGAGACGCCGGCGGGUGGGCAGCAAUGUCUCGCUCCUUGCGAGAGCUGCUUUUCGUCAUGGCUGAGCAAGCGGCAGAAAGCGGGGCGCCGACUGGAGAACGGAUAGAGCCACCUGCCGGGAGAAACGGUGAAAGAAUCCGUAAAACGUAA
Messenger RNA from Besnoitia besnoiti, 2568 nucleotides. RefSeq names its product RIC1 protein. Gene Ontology annotation, biological process: intracellular protein transport; retrograde transport, endosome to Golgi. Lineage: Eukaryota; Apicomplexa; Conoidasida; Eucoccidiorida; Sarcocystidae. The transcript is spliced from 2 exons. The record is from RefSeq and is a predicted model, not a curated record. Gene Ontology annotation, cellular component: cytosol; Golgi membrane; Ric1-Rgp1 guanyl-nucleotide exchange factor complex. Bases 1 to 2568 code for a protein of 855 amino acids.